Pongo pygmaeus (Bornean orangutan) is the source of this 1064-nucleotide messenger RNA. RefSeq lists its product as uncharacterized. The transcript has 3 exons. The coding region runs from base 1 to 369 and encodes 122 amino acids. NCBI's taxonomy places the organism in Eukaryota, Metazoa, Chordata, Mammalia, Primates, Hominidae. The record is from RefSeq and is a predicted model, not a curated record.
AUGGGCUCCGUGGUCCGCCAGAUCCGCCGGAUCCGGGAUCCGGGAGACGCGCUAGGACCAGGAGGGCUAGUCGGCGGGCUGCGCGUCCGGCCGCUAGCGGAGCUGCAGGCCACCGGCUCUCCAGAGCCGACCCCAGGAGUGAGAGAGGCAGGGACGCGCGUGAGUUCCGGCGGCCUGCACCGGGCAAACCCCUUACCUUCCCAGCAUCGGCUCAGCAACCCACGUGCAUACAGGCCGGUUAAUGUCAGUGAGUCACCUCCGCGCCUUGGCCACCGUGGAGUCCCGAGAAUCCGAAGUUCCAGACAAAUGCCCAAACUGCAUUCCUGCAUGUUCGAAAGCAUAAAUUGCAAAGCACAAAUCCAGUUAUAGAUUGUGGCCGGGCGCAGUGGCUCACGCCUGUAAUCCCAGCACUUUGAGAGGCCGAGGCGGAUGGAUCACGAGGUCAGCAGUUCCAGACCAGCAUGUCCAACAUGGUGAAGCCCCAUCUCUACUAAAAAUACAAACAUUAGCCACUCAUGGUGGCGGGCCCCUGUAAUCCCAGCUACUCCGUAGGCUGAGGCAGGAGAAUCGCUUGAACCCAGGAGGCGGAGGUGUCAGUGAUCUGAGACCGCACCAUUGCACUCCAGCCUGGGCGACAGAGCAAGACUCCGUCUCAAAAAAAAAAAAAAAAAAAAAAAAAGUUAUAGAUUGUAAGGAAAAUACCCCCAAGGAAGUUGAGGACACAGCAGAGUUGGACUGUCUCCAAACCUGUUCAUUCUUCUGAGCGCACUGCUCGGAGCAUCCUAUUGGGCAGCAUAUCCUGGCCUCGUUUCCAGUUCCAUGUGGUAAUAUACCUGAUUUCUGGCCAAUAAAAUAUGAGAGGACAUGAAAUUCAACAGCCCCUGGGCUUGGCUCAUAAAACCUUCCAUGCGAUCCUCCACACCUUUUCACCUCUCAACUGCUGAGACUUUUCUAGGCACUACACAGAAGCAGCCUGGGUCUCCAGUAGCGAAGGAGAGCAGAUCCUUCUCACUAUCCUGCACCGAACUGUGACAUGAGCAAAAAAUAAAGUUUUUAUUUUCUUA